This is a messenger RNA of Uloborus diversus, 1313 nucleotides long. RefSeq lists its product as uncharacterized. The transcript has 4 exons. NCBI's taxonomy places the organism in Eukaryota, Metazoa, Arthropoda, Arachnida, Araneae, Uloboridae. The record is from RefSeq and is a predicted model, not a curated record. The coding region runs from base 1 to 1116 and encodes 371 amino acids.
AUGUUUCCAAAUUCGUUUACUCCCCAAGAACAUCAUACAUCACAAAGAAUUGCAGCAAAUCAUUUCAGUGCUCCAGUUGUGUCAUACAGACCACCCGAAACAGUUGUAUUUCCGGCCAAUUCAAAGUCUAAAGUUUAUUUGCCUGAAAGCCCACCAAAUUAUAGCUCACGUCCGACAAAGAAAAACUCUGCACCGUCUCAUGACCUCAAAGCAACUGAAACAAAGAAGCAAAAAAAGAGGAAACCAUCUGAUUACUUCGAUAUGGAAGAUGACGACUAUUUGGAUAGCUACUAUCAGGAUUAUGACUAUGAAAUGGAAAACGAACGUCCAACCCGUAAAGCGCCCAAGAAAACUUCCCAUUCUCAUUCAACAAAAUAUAAGCCGGGGGUUGAUCCAUUUGGAAUGCUUCCUUCUGCUUCAGAUCCCGAAGGUUUCUUCGCUAAGGCAAAAGACAUACUUCGAGGCGGAAGCUAUAACCGACCAAGUUAUUCUUCGAGUAACCCAGAUUACUAUCCUAGCUAUCAGUCCAGCAAACCUUAUGGUGAAUCUGAUUUGUACAACACUCAGUCAUAUUAUGACCAGGAAAAUAAUGGGUACCCAUCCAAAACAGAAUAUUACGGAAGUCCUGGCUAUGAUUAUGAUGGCAACUAUGGCGACAAAUACGGUGGAUUCAUUCCGUACCCUGAAAAACGAAAAGGCUCUAAGUAUGGACCACUUGCAUUUGCCUUAGGUCUUCUCCCGCUGGGUCUUCUUUUAGCGUCACUAGUUCCUACCGUCGUGACUAUUCCAGUUACAACCGCAGUUGCUACAGGAAGAAGACGGAAGAGAAGUGUUCAAUUUGUAAAUCCUGUUCUAGACACCAUUACUGAAUACGGAUUACCAGCUCUAGAAGAUCCGGUUUGUUUAAAACGAAUAUUUUGCCAAGUAGUGAGAGGUGGGAAACAAGACAGAUCAUCCAUCGUACAGAAACUUUAUUUCAAAUUAGCAUACGUACUUGAUGAAAAAAUUGCUGAUGCUGUUGGAUUGAAAUCAUUGCUGAUAGCUGUAAAAAAAGACCAAUGUCAACAGUUUGAGUGUACUCCAAGGAAAAAUUCAACAAUUCCUAAGAACAAAUAAAAAUUGAUUUAAUAAGUGGUGUGAAAAAAAGAUUCCAAUUGCUGCAAAACUUUAAAGGGAAUGCGUUAUUUUUCUCCUUUUAUAUGUAUACUAGUUUUUGUAUCUUUACUUCAAAAUCAUUUCAACAUCUUCUUCAGUACAUUAUAUGAAAAAAAGCAUUUCUGAGUUAUAUGAUGAUAUUUUUUCUGUGAUAUUCC